Lotus japonicus is the source of this 1583-nucleotide messenger RNA. RefSeq lists its product as uncharacterized. The record is from RefSeq and is a predicted model, not a curated record. Gene Ontology annotation, molecular function: protein-folding chaperone binding. Bases 270 to 1328 code for a protein of 352 amino acids. NCBI's taxonomy places the organism in Eukaryota, Viridiplantae, Streptophyta, Magnoliopsida, Fabales, Fabaceae. Gene Ontology annotation, cellular component: cytosol. The transcript is spliced from 3 exons.
UAGAAAAAUCAACAGUGAGUUUGUGAAUUUCUGGAACAUUCCACGGAGACCGAGGUGUCACGCAUCAUGUAACUCGGUAAGCUUCCAAAACGUUAAAGAUUUAACAAUUCUUAGACACGAUCAUCACCUUCAGAUUCUCUGCACAAGCUCUAUGAACUGUGAAGAACAUAGUAGAACAAAAGAAGGAGAAGAAGAAAAAUAUUGUGAAAGUGAAGAAGAGAAACAGAGAAGAACAACAACAAGCACCAGCACCAGCACCAUCACCCAAGAUGGGUGUGGACUAUUACAAAAUCUUGCAGGUUGAUAAGAUUGCUACAGAUGAUGACUUGAAGAAGGCUUAUAGAAAACUCGCCAUGAAAUGGCACCCUGAUAAGAAUCCAAGCAACAAAAAAGAAGCUGAAGCUAAGUUUAAGCAAAUUUCAGAAGCCUACGAGGUGCUAAGUGAUCCUGACAAGAGAGCUAUCUAUGAUCAAUAUGGAGAAGAGGGUUUGAAGGGUCAGGUUCCCCCUCCUGAUCCUGGUGGUGGUGGUGGUGGUUGUGGUGGCAGCACUACUUUCUAUUCCACAGGAGAUUUCCCAGGAUCGUUUCGAUUCAAUCCAAGGAAUGCUGAUGACAUUUUUGCAGAGUUUUUUGGGUUCUCAAGCCCCUUUGGUGGCAUGGAUGGGAGAGGUUGUGGUAGUGGCAUGAGAUCCAGGUUCUCUGGUGGUAUGUUUGAUGAUAAUAUGUUUGGAUCUUUUGGGGAAGGUGGAAGAGUAAAUGUGAAUCAAGGUGCAACGCGCAAAGCUCCUCCCAUUGAGAAUAAGCUUCCCUGUACACUUGAGGAGAUAUAUAGAGGGACAACAAAAAAGAUGAAGAUCUCUAGAGAGAUUGCAGAUGCCAGUGGCAAAACCAUGCCCGUGGAGGAGAUCUUGACCAUUGAUGUUAAGCCUGGUUGGAAGAAGGGGACAAAGAUCACAUUCCCAGAGAAGGGUAAUGAACAGCCAAAUAUAGCACCUGCUGAUCUUGUUUUUGUCAUCGACGAAAAGCCGCAGAGUGUUUUCACCCGCGAUGGAAAUGAUCUGAUUGUCACCCAGAAGAUAUCACUUGUCGAGGCCUUAACUGGUUACACAGUGCAGCUCACUACCUUGGAUGGUAGAAACUUAAGCAUACUAAUCAACAAUAUUAUCCAUCCCAACUAUGAGGAGGUUGUCCCAAAAGAAGGAAUGCCACUCUCUAAGGAUCCAUCAAAGAAAGGGAACUUGAGGAUAAAAUUCAACAUCAAGUUCCCAACUCAGCUCAAUGAUGAACAAAAAGCAGGAAUCAGGAAACUCUUGGCUGCCUCAGCCUGAGAUUGAAUAUAGAUGGUAUAUAGUACUUAGAUAUGCCAAUAAAUUUGGUUGUUCUAUAUGUAUUGUAGCUUAGUCACAAAAUUUUGAUGAGAAAUUUCCUUUUUCAUGGUUUUCUCACAGCUUUUAAAUUCUUUUAAUCGCAGUGAUCAACAAUCAUUGCCAUGUUCAAAUUAAAAGAAUGAGCUUCUAGUAGUGAUCUAUCUAUUAUAAUAUAUAAAUUCUAAAUCUAUCUAUUAUAAUAUAUAAAUUCUAAAG